Messenger RNA from Rotaria socialis, 1464 nucleotides. The record is from the annotation of a GenBank genome assembly. Lineage: Eukaryota; Metazoa; Rotifera; Eurotatoria; Philodinida; Philodinidae.
AUGGCUUCUUCAAUUCCUAUUCCUGAGAGAACUGCAGUAUAUGGUGAUGCGAAGCAGAGACAUCGUAAUUACAGGGAAAAUGUUUCAGAUAAUUCAUCAAUAGAAAGGUCUAACACGAUCAAUUUAAGAAUGCUCACUUAUGAUGAGGGUAUGACUUCAAUACAAUCAUUCAAAUCUUGUGAUGAACCUAUGAAAGAAUCAAAUGAGCAAUCAUCAAUCGUUACAAUUAAUGUUAGUGGAUGCCGAUUUGUAACACAUCUAUUUACUCUGGAAAAUUUUCCUGAAACACUUUUGGGUAAUGCACGUAAAAGAACUGCUUUUUGGAUUGAAGAACGAAAAGAAUACUUUUUCGAUCGAAAUCGUGCUUGUUUCGAAAGUAUUCUCGGCUACUAUCAAUCAAAUGGGCGCCUUCAUCGACCAGAUACAAUAGAAUUGGUUAAAUUUCUCGAGGAAAUUUCAUUUUUUGAAUUAGGUUCAACCGCACGGGCCCAAGUUGUAAAACCGACAAUUUUAAACAAACCAAAGAGUCAGCCAAUGCCUAAAAUGAAGUGUCGUAGAGUGAUUUGGUGUCUUCUAGAAUAUCCGCAAUAUUCAAUGCUAGCUCGUGUGAUAGAUAUUGUCACGAUAAUCGCAACUGUCCUUUCUUGUGUCGCAUCAGCGAUUGAAACGUUGCCAAACAUUAUUAGUCGUCCAGUAGAUAUUUGCCGGGAACAAGCCAAUCUUUCUCUUAACGAAACGCAUGUUCCCAUAUGUUCAGCAAUAUACAGUUCAGUUUUUUUUAUCAUUCAAACUAUUUGCGUUGGAUAUUUUACAAUUGAGUUUCUUCUUCAUUUGAUUAGUACUCCAUCUUACAAACGAUAUUUCUUGUCUGUUUUCACUUAUAUCGAUUUAGCAGCUAUAAUCCCUUACUUCGUAUCUUUGGGUAUUAUACUAAGCCAUUCAUACAUAGAUACAGGGCGCAAUACGAUGCUUUAUAUGGCCAUUCUACGUUCACUACGUUUACUGCGAAUAUUAAAAAUGUAUCGACUUUUUCGACAUUUGAAAUCGCUGCGUGCCCUCGGUAGAACUUUGAAAGCAUCUGUCGCCGACCUCGCUGGAGCACUUUGUGGUUUAAUUAUCUUUGCAUUUCUGUUCGGAGCAGCAGCUUACUCUGCUGAAAAUGAAACAAAUCGGGAAGUGUUUGAUUCGAUUCCAAAAGCAACAUAUUGGGGAAUCAUCACAAUUACAACUGUCGGUUAUGGAGAUAUGUAUCCAAUCACAUUUACAGGCCGUAUAAUUGCUAGUUUAUGUGCUUUAUCAGGUGCAGCAAUCAUUGGCAUGUUUGUUUCGGUUCUAGUCGAUCGAUAUCAGCGUGCUUUUAAUCAAAAGAUGGAUUCAAUCGAUCAACAAAUGUCAUCGACUGAUACAAAUGAUGAAGAGCGGAAUAUAUUGGAAGAAUCCUCCCCAGGACGAACAAUCCGAUAG